Molecule: messenger RNA, 1410 nt
Organism: Aspergillus alliaceus
Lineage: Eukaryota; Fungi; Ascomycota; Eurotiomycetes; Eurotiales; Aspergillaceae
Exons: 1
Coding region: 1-1410 (469 amino acids)
Molecular function (GO): oxidoreductase activity
Source: RefSeq, a predicted model, not a curated record
AUGGGCUUCAUAUCCACAAUCGCCCACUGCUUUGUCGGGAUAAUGCUCUCUGCGGUAAUCAUGUCGCCCGUGGUAGCAAUAAACGAACAGGAAUUUGCAGCCGACAAUAUCAUCACCCGUGAUGUCUGUAUCCUCGGCGGUGGCUCAACUGGUACAUAUGCGGCAAUCAGCCUGAAGGACAAAUCGAAGAGUGCAGUGGUUGUUGAGAGGAAUGGUAUCCUAGGUGGCCACACCGAAACCCUCUACGUCGAUAACAACCAAUUUGUCGACUAUGGUGUAGAGGGCGUCUUCAAUGAUGAGCUCAGUCGAAACUACUUCAAGCGCCUCGGAGUAGUAGACCACAAACCGCUUAUCCCAGCCACCCCGGUCACCGAUUACAUUGACUUCAAAACCGGCAAGAAAGUACCUCCCCCCUCCGAUGUUCUGUCAGCCGUUGCAGCCACAGCAAUUUACCGCGCAGCCAUCGAAAAAUACAGCUAUCUAAAGGAUGGAUUAUAUAUGCUGCCUGACCCCGUCCCCGAGGAGCUUCUGCGCCCGUUUGGCGAAUUCGUUGAUAAACAUGGAAUCCAAGGUGCUUUGCAACUGACCAACGGUUUCGCUCAUGGCGUUGGAGAUCUCCUCGGGGCUCCAUUGCUCCAAGUGAUCCAGCUCUUUGGCAUCACCCACAUCGAUACGCUUCUUGGCGGCGGAUACAUUACCCCGAAAAAUGGCAUGUUUGAGCUAUACAGCAAGGCCUCAAAGAUCCUCAGUUCGGAUAUUAUUUAUCAGUCGACUGUUACCGAAACCGAACGAUCUGAGUCCGGUGUCAAAGUUGUCGUCCAAAGUGCCAACGGCGCCCGGAAGCUGAUCAAGGCCAAAAACCUGCUCAUUACAUUUGUCCCUAUCAUGGAGUCACUAAAAGGAUUUGAUCUUUCCACAAACGAAGCCACCCUCUUCAAAAAGUGGGACUGGGUCAACUACUAUGUUGCUGUUCUCAAGUCCACAGGUGUUCCAAAUGCUGUGACAGUCAUGAAUACUGACCCCGAUAAUACUCCGGGCAACCUACCUCUUCCCCCAUUCCAGUGGUCAUUGCAGUACCUGGGUGCGGAUGGGUAUCUGGCCAGCAAGGUCGUUGCAAAUAGGACAUUUACCCAGGAACAGGCCAAGAAAUUGAUAAUUUCUGAUAUUCGUCGGAUGGGUACCGCGGGAACGUACCCUGGGGGUGAUCCGGAAAUUGUUGCGUUUGGUGAUCACACGCCAACAACACUCUCAGUAUCCAAUGCUGACAUUCGGGACGGAUUCUACAAGAAAUUGUAUGCAUUGCAAGGUUCUAAGAACACAUUUUACACCGGGUUGGCAUUUUGCUCGGAUUAUUCAUCUAUGCUUUGGGCGUAUACCGAGACUGUUGUUGAGCAGAUGAUUUCGUCGUGA